This is a messenger RNA of Paramuricea clavata, 1072 nucleotides long. NCBI's taxonomy places the organism in Eukaryota, Metazoa, Cnidaria, Anthozoa, Malacalcyonacea, Plexauridae. The record is from the annotation of a GenBank genome assembly.
GCACAGGCUGCCAAAUCUAAAGCGGGUAGCACUGCGCAAACAAAACCCACGACUACCAAUGUGCAAACACCUGAAGAAGACGAUGUGCAGGAAACCAUCCCUUCUACGUCCGCGACUGAAGACUCUGAAGAAACAGUUUUAUCCUCUACUUCUUCCGCGUAUGACUGCGUGACAACAGGAUCAGAUCAAACGACUUCGACGACUAUGUCUAUUGUGUCUGACUUAAUGGAGCUUGACGAAUCCGCAUGUGACCCCAGAUCCACGACGGCUACAAAAAAUCGUAAUGAGAAAGAACGAGAUAACUCUGAAGAUGAACGUGAAUUUUCAGACAAUUCUGAUGAUGAGUUGAUAACUGAAGUCGAUUGGGUGCAAUGUGCUGGUCAGAUGGGCUGUCUUAUCAGUCAGAUGACAGACUUGAAAAAAAAACAUAGAGAGGUGUAUUGUUCCAAAUCACAAAAACUUUUUAAUUGAUGCAAAAGAAGCAGCGAUCUCCUGUAAGAAAAUAGCAAUCAGGCUGCAAAAGAGCGUGGACCUGGCUCUUGCGAAAUACAACGAAGGAGAAGUGCCCGUGGCAGAAAGUGAUUUACCCGAUCCUGUCUCGAAAGAUCCAGGGCUUAGACCUUUGAUUACGACAAAGCGACAAAGGUUGUAUUUAGCUCAAAUUGGUCCGCAACAACCCAAACUUUUCAAUUAUCCGCCAAACGAAGAUAUCACGUCAAGCAGCAAACAAAAUCGUUUCACGGCUGUCUGGUUUUCGCAGUAUCCGUUUUUGGAAUACAGUACUGAAAAGGAUGCGGCUUUUUGUUUUGUUUGCCAAAUGUUCCCGAAAGGUAUAGAUCGAGAACGAUCGACGCAAAAUUGGUGUUCCACUGGAGUUAGAAAAUGGGACAAGAUGAAAAGCAGAGGAGCAGGGAAUCCGGGAAAACUUUCCAAUUCUGAACACCGCUCGUCAAAGGCACACAACGCAGCGUUUCUAGACUAUGUCCACUUCAUGAGUAAUAAUUCUCAAUCUCAUGUUGAUUCUUUGCUUGACACGGAAGUUCGCGCUAAAGCCGUUCAGUUGCAGGAAUGA